CGCCGAAGAAGCGUCUGCUGCUCGCGUUGUGCCAGCUGUCCUCGCGCACUCGGCCAGUGCUGGGCAUCGGAGACAGGCUCCUGCUGAGUAGGAUCACGGAAUCUGCGAACCGGGACUAUGGCUGCUAACAUGGGGUCCAUGCGUAUCCUCAUCAAGGGGGGAAAGGUGGUCAAUGAUGACUUCACCCAGGAAGCAGAUGUCUACAUCGAGAACGGCAUCAUACAGCAGGUUGGAAAGGAGCUGAUGAUACCAGGCGGAGCUAAGGUGAUAGAUGCCUCUGGAAAGCUGGUGUUACCGGGCGGAAUUGACACCAGUGUGCAUCUGCAGGAGACCUUCAUGAACGCCACCAUCCAGGACGACUUCUACAGUGGGACCAAGGCGGCUCUGAUGGGUGGUACCACCAUGGUGAUGGCUCUGGUUCUGCCUGAACAACACUGCUCCCUGCUGGACGCCUACGAGAAGUGCAGGGCUCUGGCCGAUGCCAAGGCGUGCUGCGACUAUGCUCUGCACGUCGGGCUGACCUGGUGGGGACCAAAGGUGCGUAAUGAGAUGGAGACCCUGGUGAGGGAACAUGGAGUGAACUCCUUCCAGGUGUUCAUGGCCUACAAAGACAUGAUGAUGCUGCGGGAUUCAGAGCUCUACCAGACUCUGCAGACCUGUAAGGACAUCGGUGCCAUUGCCCGAGUCCACGCUGAAAACGGAGAGCUGGUGGCCGAGGGUGCCAAAGAGGCUCUGGAUUUGGGCAUCAGUGGGCCGGAGGGAAUAGAGAUCAGUCGACCAGAGGAGCUGGAGUCUGAGGCCACUCACAGAGCCAUCACCAUCGCCAACAGGGCUCGCUGCCCAAUCUACCUGGUAAAUGUGUCCAGUAUGUCUGCUGGUGAUAUGAUCGCUGCUGCUAAGAUGCAGGGUAAGGUGGUCCACGGGGAGACUACAGUUGCUCACGCAGUGUUGAAUGGGAUGCAGUAUUACCACCAGGAUUGGGCUCAUGCCGCCGCCCAUGUCAUCGUCCCUCCGCUCCGCCUCGACCCAAACACACCCAGCUACCUCAUGGGCCUGCUGGGCAAUGACAAUCUGAGCGUGGUGGCAUCAGAGCACCGUCCGUUCAGCACCAAGCAGAGAGCUUUGGGCAAAGAGGACUUCACCAAGAUCCCUCAUGGAGUGCCUGGAGUCCAGGACAGGAUGAGCGUCAUUUGGGAGAGAGGAGUGGUUACAGGGAAAAUGGAUGAGAAUCGUUUUGUGGCGGUGACGAGCUCCAACGCUGCAAAGAUCUACAACCUGUACCCGCGCAAAGGCCGCAUCAUCCCCGGGGCUGACGCUGACGUGGUGGUCUGGGAUCCAGAUGCAACAAGGACAAUCUCUGUGAGCACUCAGGUGCAGGGCGGAGACUUCAACCUGUACGAAGGGAUGCGUUGCCACGGCGUCCCUCUGGUCACCAUCAGCCGGGGGCGUUUGGUGUGUGAGAACGGCGUGUUCAUGUGCGCCGAGGGGUCCGGAAAGUUCUACCCGCAGCGUACUUUCCCCGACUACCUCUACAAGAAGAUGGUGCAGAGGGAAAAGACUCAGGCUUACAAAGGGGUGGACAGGGAUCCGUACUCUGGUGAUGUGGCCAAGGUUGCGAACACCAUGAAGAAGGAACUCGGUUUGGGCCCCAUAGAUGGAGAGACGCCCAACAAAGCCUGCGGUCGAGUGCACUCCGGAAUCCGAGACCUUCACGAGUCCUCUUUCAGCCUCUCAGGGUCUCAGGUCGACGACCACAUCCCGAAGAGGUCCUCGGCUCGGAUCCUGGCCCCUCCCGGCGGCCGCUCCAGUGGUAUCUGGUAACCGCUGGUGUUGGAGCUUCAUCCGUCCGAGCCGCCGUUUUUUUGUACAUUUCUGAACAACCAGAAAAACUGCACUGAUUUUCAAUCACAGGAUAAAAAGUAAAGAUGGCAAAAAAAUUUCAAGCACGCGUCUGUGAUUGGUGACGAAACGCCGAUGAUCAGAGAUUCUAAUCUGUGUCUUAAUUGGAGCGACUGCUCUGAUCGAAGGGCUGUCUCUGGAUUUAAAUUGUUCUGCCAAAAUCGAGCUGAUCAUACUAACUCUGAUAAAGUCCGCUCAUUAUCACCCUGCCUGUAUCGUAAACUGUGAAAUGUCAAAACCAGUACAGUUUUUGAUGGUUAGAACUGAAGUGAUGUCGACCGAAUUAUUUAAAACUGUAUCUAUUACACCCCCGUCUCUCACACACACACACACACACACACACACACAGACGUACACUGUAGACACCAUAGCUUUAGACUCAUGUGAAGAUGUGUGUGGGUCCUGUUUGUGGUUACACCGCCCACUCGGCGUUCCGCUGCAUCGUGGGUUCCUCAAACAGUGUUUUUGUUUUUGAUGAAAUGCGCCAUGUGGUGAUGAAAUCCAACUGCUUCAAACACCGUGUCCUCGUAAAGAUACACUCUCUGAACAUCCCCGCGCUCUCACUGCCUCUGACUCGGUCACAUGUCCCAGAAACAUUCCCACCUCACCCGCAGUUAUUGAAGAACUCAGCCUGUGAGCUUAGCUGGGAUUAUAACUUUGGCCCCAAACCUGGUCCACUGUCCUCGUCUCAGGGGUGUCUGUAGAGCUCACAGAGUGCAUGAAGGGAACAAAAACAUGUUAUUUAACCUUCGAGUGACUGAGUGGAGUCAUUUAUGUGUGACCUUGUUGUAUUUUUUAAUUAUGAAAAUGUUUCCUUCCAACUUUUUAUUUAUUUAUUUAUUUUACAGAAAUGGGUGCGCUGAGGAUAAUGAUAUUUUUUAACAUUAAAGACUUUGAUUUAAAAAUCAUCAAUUAAUGUAACAUCCAUGUCUUUGACUGUGGGUGGAAGCCCACACAGGCACAGGGAGAACAUGCAAACUACACAGAAAGGCUCCAGCUGCCCAGGGAAUCUGACCCAACAUCCCUUUUUUUCUCCCUGUGAACCUGUGAUGUAAACUAAUAUCUCAUACAUGGCAGAAACAGUAGAGGCAUGAUAAACACAAAUAGAUCCACUAUUAACAAAAAGCUCUCUUUAAUAAAAUAUAUGAUCAUGACUUGAUCAUACAGGUUAUUCAAAGGUUUUUUUAAUAGUGGCCGAGUCCAGUCCGGUGAUUCAGUCACUGAAACGUCUCAGUCGCUUGAGGGUUAAACACAGAACAUGAAGGUGUGGAGAAAACUUAAAAAUACUCGUUUACUCCAGGACGUGACUCUUGACUUACAAAGCUGCAAUUACUCUCUAUUUAUGUCCUGUAAACAUGAGUCCGUCAGUACAUCCUACAGCCUUUCUGCGACUCUUAUUGCUCUCUGGGUCGCAGGUUCAAAUAAAUGAUUAAACCAGCGUCUGAACAUGACUCAAACUUGAGUCUAUUUUCAAGCAUUUAAGGCUCUGUUAGAGCAGCAGGAUGCUCUCUGUGGCUCUGACUCUGACUUUCUCUUUUUAUUAGACCGUGAGCUCCAGCACAGACGACCUGUAAUACACAGUAAUAAUAAAGGAUACGUUAAUAGCAGGAAAAAUGAUAGUAAGGGCAGCUUCUUAGUGAGAAACGUCAGGUACAAGAAAAGCUACUGUUGUGACUCUUUGAGGCAAACAAGUAAAGGGCACAUUUUGGAUUAUGUUGUGUGUCAGCUCACUGAAUAUUUUCUGUGCAUACUAACGAGCCUUUGCACACUUUUCACACUGCAGUCUGAACACACACCAAAUAACUGAGACCUCAGAGUGAGCAGAAAUCAAAGAGUGUUGCUGAGACUGAGAGGCACGUCGUGGACCAGCUGUAGGAACAUACAGUGAGAUGUUUCCAGAGCAGUGAGUCUCCACAGAGCAGGACGAUUGAGCUGCACAGGCUGACGAUAAACCACUACUGAUCCUCUCAUUCCUGCCUACCAGUAUUAUAUUUAUACAUGAUCACGUCUUGUUGUCCGUGCACUCUAUAUAUUUAGGAUGUUUGUUUUUCUAUUCCUGUUCAAAUGUGCCAACGUGAAUCACCUGUGCCACACCGACACCCAUGCAUGAAGAGCACCACAUGAACAGGUGAGGAGGAGGAGUGAAGCUCCCCCCGAUCACCGCAGCUUCACACAAACUGGUGCUGUUUUUCUACAAUUACCUACGACGACGGCGUUGUUUUACUGUUGGAUGGUUUUGUUGUCCUGAAGGCGCCGUGGCGGCUCAGUGGCUGUGCGUGUUUGUAGAUUCUCAUUGUGUUGGGAAGUGAACGUGUUGAAUCUGUAAGUGGCUGCUUGUUUCUUACCACAAGAAUAACAGCAAAAGAAUAAAGUGAGAAAAAAGGA
Molecule: messenger RNA, 4284 nt
Organism: Maylandia zebra (zebra mbuna)
Lineage: Eukaryota; Metazoa; Chordata; Actinopteri; Cichliformes; Cichlidae
Product: dihydropyrimidinase-related protein 5
Cellular component (GO): cytoplasm; cytosol
Molecular function (GO): hydrolase activity, acting on carbon-nitrogen (but not peptide) bonds, in cyclic amides
Source: RefSeq, a predicted model, not a curated record